Messenger RNA from Pseudoliparis swirei, 3029 nucleotides. It is a transcript of the gene tsku, whose product is annotated as tsukushi small leucine rich proteoglycan homolog (Xenopus laevis). Gene Ontology annotation, molecular function: protein binding. The record is from RefSeq and is a predicted model, not a curated record. The transcript has 3 exons. The coding region runs from base 204 to 1397 and encodes 397 amino acids. NCBI's taxonomy places the organism in Eukaryota, Metazoa, Chordata, Actinopteri, Perciformes, Liparidae.
CUUGCAAGAAUGUACCGACGCGUUUCGCUGAGAUCUGCCGACCCUUUUUGCGCAUUUUGGGUGAAUCAUGGAGCGAAAGUGCUCGCAGACGUGUCUCGUUUAUGUCAUAAAGAAACAUGCGCUGUAAAGCUGUGUCUUUAACGCACACUUUGCCUUGUCAUGCCAGGGUCACUCGGGGUUGAUUUCUACCUGUUGCAUAACUCAUGCCAAUGAUAUGUGUUUUUGUGACGUACUGCUUGCGUCGCUCAAGUUCCCGGGUGAGCUCCGUUCAGCGUUCACACACAGACGAGCAACAGCCGCGGCAACACCUGAAAGAAGAGCGAGAGGUUUUUCUCUCGUUUGAAAGCACAAUGGCGCUCCUCCUGUGCCUCGGCCUGUGGCUGCUGGCCUCGGUCCAGUCCAGCGCCGUCAAGAACUGCCACCGCGGCUGCCACUGCGAGGUGGAAAACUUUGGCCUCUUCGACAGCUUCAGCCUGACCAGGGUGGACUGCCGAGGGUUGGGACCCGACGCCUCCAUGCCCAUCCCCAUCCCGCUGGACACCGCCCACCUCGACCUGUCCUCCAACGCCAUGGGCCCGCUCAGCGACGCCAUGCUCGCCGGCCCGGGCUACACCACUCUCGUCGGCUUGGACCUGAGCGACAACCUGAUCACCGAGGUGACACCCAAUGCUUUGUCUAAGCUGCGUUACCUAGAGACUCUCGAUCUGAGCCACAACCGCCUGGAGAGCCUCUCCCCGAGCUGCUUCUCGGGCCUGCCUCUGGUGGAAAUCGACCUCAGCCACAACCGCUUCCAAGAGUUCGACAUGGACGUGUUCGCGGCGAAAGUCAACGGCGAACCCGUCAGCGUGGAUCUGUCUCACAACCAGCUGGUGUCGGUCUCCGCGAUCCUGCACGUACGCCUUUUACACAUCCAGAGCUUGAAUCUGUCGUCGAACCGGCUGUCGCGCGUACCGAGGCUGGCGGGACUCUCGCUGCGGUACCUCAAUCUCGACGGCAACCCCAUCGCCGGGAUUAAGGAGGGAGCGUUUGCUCAGCUGAAGGAUCUGGUCUAUUUGUCCGUCGGCGGCAUCCGGGAGCUCCAGGAGAUCGCGCCGUCCAGCUUCAAGGGCCUCCAGAGCCUGCAAGUUCUUGAUCUCUCAAAUAACCCGGAGCUUAAGACUCUGAGCCCGGCGGUCUUCACCGGACUGGACUCCCUGCAGGAGCUGAUUUUGUCUGGCUCCGGCGUGGCGUCUUUGCCCAGUAACAUGCUGACCCAUCUGCCCAGCGUGAAGAGUAUUACACUGGGACAAAGCAUCCAGUGCUGGAGGACCCAGAAACAGGGACAGUUCCACCGACAACUGGGCCAGGCCCGACACGACGAGGUGCUGAACUGUAACGUGGAGGGCAUCGUGUUGUGAAACGGCGGCUUUAUUUUUGGAAAUGGACCGCUCCAUCAGAACAUACUCCAUCAGAAGUGCUUGUCGGAUUGGUUAGAUAGUUUCUGGAAACCCCAACAAUGCACAAACACACGUUUGAUUUCCAGCGUGGUCGCACAAGCAAGUUCUUAAAAGAGCAUACGAGAUUCCAGAGAUGUGCCUUAUCCGCUUUUGAUAUGCAAAAUCCUCUUUUUGUUGUAUUUUUGUGUUACUUUCACUCACUGACCUCUCUGCCAAGGUGUGCCUUUUUGGAGUGUAUCGGCAAAUAAUACAGCAUUCCACACGCAGCACGGAUCCAUGUCGUUCUUGUCUCCUCAGGCUGCUAGAGAACCGAUCGGCAAUCCAAAACGAUGACGUCGGCGCGUCGUGCACGUCGUUUAAAGCGGGACCGCAUUGAGAGAUUUUUGCACUUCUUCCAGUCGCGAUGUUCCGUUUCUUCGACACGCGACCCAAACGUCACCCGGCGCGAUACAAAAACCUCCUGUGCUUUGCUCAUAAAUAUAUCCACGCGGACGUUGACCACUAUGAUUUAUGAUUUGACUUGAAUGUGACGCCUUAUUGAAACGAUCAAAGGGACAGGGAGACAUUUUGGGAGGAGGAGGAGGAGGAGGAGGAGGCGGCUCUAUUUCUCGCUGAGAGUUAAAACGAGAGGAGUUUCGUUUGUUCGAUGUGACGCUACAACCUGUUGGCACGGAGACCGGAGACGGGGGUCUCGUGGCCCCUGCAGAGACCUCCUGGAUGCCCCCCCCCCCGCUGUACUUAUCUACUGGCUGUAGCUUUAUACUUACACACAGACAUGAGAGCGGUAUCAAUCUUCUUAUUUAACUCUCACCCAAGGAAACUAAUGUGCGUAUUCUAUAUUAUUGUAUUGCACACGUGUAUAGAAAUAAAUAUAUCCCGAAAAUGUUGAUCCAUCCGAUCCAAGAACCAGAGAUCUAACUCACAGUUACGUCUGCAAAGGUUUUUAUUCUCGUUACACUCUCAAAAGGACCGUUUCCUUUCCUCGAAUGUUGUUCUCUCUGACCGGCCCUCUUGUCCACAGUUAACCUUCAUACUCCGUUAAGCGUCCUCAAAACCCCCUCCGACGCGGUGCUCGCUGAUCCGUGUCCUGUUCGUCUUUUGUACAUUGCCCGACGGGAGUAAACACGCCGGGGCCACGUUGACCGGGGGUUUGUUUUGACCCGCUGUCGAAUCGACUUUGAACAGGACGGCGUUCUCGUAUCUGGGAGCUCGGCGAUGCCAGCGUCCGUUGGCGUGUCAACACCGAGCGGCACUGUGCUGCCGUGUGCAGCGCCACCGGUCCCGCAUUCCUGUGGUGUCGCUGUGGACCGGCCUCCGGACGGCGUGUUCGGGUUUUUGUGAACGUCGGCAAUCUGUGAAGGCCUUUAGUGUUUUCUGGUCGUGCGGUUUUAAAGAAAAUCCACCUAUUCAGCUGGUCAAUUGCCCAGUCUUUAUAUUUAUAUGUAUGUAACUAUAUAGUGUGUGUGUAUAUAUAUGUGUGUAUACAUGUGUGUGUAUAUAUAUACGUGUAUACAUGUGUGUGUGUAUAUAUAUAUAUACGUGUAUACAUAUAUAAAUCAUGUGUAAUAAAUGGACUCUCGUGGUUUGAAUGAC